CGAUGUGUGGACAAUGGCACAGAGGAUCCGAUCCAUUCGGUCUAUAAAUUCUAACCCAAAUUCGCGGCGUAAGAGUGGCAAGGAAUUUAGAUAAACCUGAAAAGAGUUGAGACUGACUUGACUCUAUAGUGUAAAAGCUUGAGAAGAAUGGAUACCUUCCUGUUCACUUCUGAGUCAGUGAAUGAAGGUCACCCCGACAAGCUUUGUGACCAGAUUUCUGAUGCAGUCCUUGAUGCCUGCCUGGACCAAGAUCCAGAGAGCAAGGUUGCUUGUGAGACCUGUACCAAGACCAACUUGGUCAUGGUGUUUGGAGAGAUCACAACAAAGGCUGAUGUAGACUAUGAGAAGAUUGUGCGUGACACGUGUCGUUCCAUAGGCUUUGUGUCCAAUGAUGUUGGCCUUGAUGCUGACAAUUGCAAUGUGCUGGUCUAUCUGGAACAGCAAAGCCCUGAUAUUGCUCAGGGAGUCCAUGGCCACCUCACCAAGCAACCUGAGGAGAUAGGUGCUGGUGAUCAGGGCCACAUGUUUGGCUAUGCCACAGAUGAAACACCUGAGCUUAUGCCUCUCAGCCAUGUCCUUGCAACCCAGCUCGGUGCUCGCCUCACUGAAGUUCGCAAGAAUGGAACCUGCACCUGGCUCAGACCUGAUGGAAAGACUCAAGUCACAGUGGAGUAUUACAAUGACAAUGGUGCUAUGGUCCCGGUGCGUGUCCACACAGUCCUGAUUUCUACUCAGCACGAUGAAACUGUUACCAAUGAUGAGAUUGCAGCUGACCUCAAAGAGCAUGUUAUUAAGCCUGUUAUACCUGAGAAGUACUUGGAUGAGAAAACAAUUUUUCAUUUGAAUCCAUCUGGCCGUUUUGUCAUUGGUGGUCCUCAUGGUGAUGCAGGUCUCACAGGGCGCAAAAUCAUCAUUGACACCUAUGGUGGUUGGGGAGCUCAUGGUGGGGGUGCCUUCUCUGGGAAGGACCCCACCAAAGUGGAUAGGAGUGGUGCCUAUAUUGCUAGACAAGCUGCAAAGAGCAUUGUGGCCAGUGGUCUUGCUAGAAGGUGCCUUGUGCAAAUUUCAUAUGCAAUUGGUGUUCCUGACCCCUUAUCAGUGUUUGUUGACACUUAUGGGACUGGAAAGAUUCCAGACAAGGAGAUUCUGAAGAUUGUGAAGGAAAAUUUUGAUUUCAGGCCUGGAAUGAUGUCCAUUAAUUUGGACCUCAAGAGGGGUGGGAAUGGAAGGUUCUUGAAAACGGCUGCUUAUGGUCACUUUGGAAGAGAGGACCCUGACUUCACCUGGGAGGUGGUGAAGCCCCUCAAGUGGGAGAAGCCCCAAGAGUAAGGUUGCAGUGAGAGUUAUGAUGAGUUGGUUCUUUAGCUGCUUUCAUGACUGAGUUUUUUGGUUUGAUUUUGGCUUUGCCUUUUCUUUUGGGUCUUGUUUUUACCUACUGUAUCUCCACUCUGUUAGUUCUUUGCCCUAUCCAAAAACAUGUUUGUACUGAGCUGAGUAUUUUAAAAAGUUAGGGGACUGUUUAAUAUUAUGUUUGAAACAACUAUCAUUAUAUUCAUUUCUAUU
Molecule: messenger RNA, 1563 nt
Organism: Cajanus cajan (pigeon pea)
Lineage: Eukaryota; Viridiplantae; Streptophyta; Magnoliopsida; Fabales; Fabaceae
Product: S-adenosylmethionine synthase 1
Biological process (GO): S-adenosylmethionine biosynthetic process
Molecular function (GO): ATP binding; methionine adenosyltransferase activity
Source: RefSeq, a predicted model, not a curated record